UUCUUUUUUUUUUUUUUUUCCUUUCCUCUCCCUUCCUUAGGUGCACUCUCUCUCUCUGUUUCUUUAUUUUUCUUUCUCCCUUUCUUCAUAUUAUUUUGUACAGUUUUCUCUUCUUUAUUAUUAUUAUUAUUAUUAUCUUUUUACUUCCUCCAUCUUAUCUUUUGUAUACAUUUUUUUUUUAUUUUUACACAUCUUUUAUUAUUUUAUCUUUCAUGGAAAACCACAAGAAUACCACUUCAUCAACUACUACACCUCAACUUUGCGCUGCUGGCUGUGGAUUUUAUGGUAGUGAACAUUUUCUUGGUCUUUGUUCGAAAUGUUAUAGUGCUAAAAACAAAAGUGCUUCUUCCACUUCACCAAAACUAUCUAGUACCGAAUCUUCAUUACCUGUUUCCGAUAAUAACACAACCAAGAAAUCCGAUAAUACCAACGAAGAAGGCUCUACCUUGUUACGCAAACAUCCUCGACCAUCAUCUAUCAUUUCAGAAGAUCAUGAACUCAAUACAAAUUCUUCUCCAUCUAAUACGGAUAAGUCAAGUAAAACAACUGUAGCAACAACAACAACAACAACAAAAACACAAGUAACACCUACAACCACAACAACAACAACAACUAUACCCAAUCCUCCCAGCACAGUAUCAACACCAAGUUUAGGCGAUAGUAGCGAAGGAAAUACACCAACAAGUUCUCAUAAGCCAGUACAGACAAAUAAAGGACGAUGCUUCAAAUGUAGAGUAAAGGUGCCAUUGGCGAAACAAACAAUCAACAAAUGUAGAUGUGAUUAUGUAUUUUGUGAUUCACAUCGAUUCCCUGACAGGCAUGACUGUGAAGUAGAUUAUGCUAAAAUUGGUCGUGAUCUCCUUGCAAAGAAUAAUCCAAAACUCCAUGAACGACCUAAAGGUGGAAGAUCAUUCAAAAGAAUUGACAGUCUUUGAAACAUCAACUUCUCUUUUUCUUACAGUUGGUCCUCAUACAGUUAGUAUAUUACUAGUUUACAUCCCUUUCGAUUAGUAGCCUUUCUUUUUUUUUUUAUCAACCAGGAUUAUCACUUCUACAAAUAAAGAAUUUCGAUUCUUUUUUUUUUUAUGGACCAAUGA
Messenger RNA from Halteromyces radiatus, 1097 nucleotides. RefSeq lists its product as uncharacterized. The coding region runs from base 213 to 935 and encodes 240 amino acids. Gene Ontology annotation, molecular function: DNA binding; zinc ion binding. The transcript is spliced from 4 exons. Lineage: Eukaryota; Fungi; Mucoromycota; Mucoromycetes; Mucorales; Cunninghamellaceae. The record is from RefSeq and is a predicted model, not a curated record.